GUCUUUGAUAGAUUUCACGAAUUUGAUAAACAGAAAAAUCUUUUUAUCUCGUUCGACUUGAUAAAUUUUUUUGCACGUGCUGCCGUUCUAUUCCGUCGACAGUUUUCUUUUUUUCCUCUACAAUUUUUACCUGUAAAAAUUGUCAAGAAACAAUAAAAGUCUAGAAAAUUUGAACAUGAACGUACCCCAAAAUCCAAUGUCAGUAGAAGACAAACAUUUAAGCGUCACUAAAGAAGGGGACCCUUUUGAUGCAAAGUCUAAAUCAGACAUGCAAGAAAUGACUAAGAAUUUAAUUACCAAUGAGUGGAAAUCAGAUAAAUCAGAGUCUAAAUCAGAAAACGAAUUUUCUACAGUGGCAUCUUCGAUGGACCCAAAAGAGAAUGAAACGAAUGGGUUCAAUACCCAGAGCAAUAGCAAUAGUAAGAAUACCAAUAUUAAUACAUUGGACCAAAACAAAUAUGACGCUAGCAUAGAUGAAAGGCUACCAGAAACCGUGACAUUGCUCACCACACCAGAAGGAGCAAAAUUAUAUUUGGUGGGAACAGCACACUUCAGUGUCGAGAGCCAGAACGAUGUCUCAAUGAUAAUUCAAGCUGUACAGCCACACAUAGUUGCGGUCGAAUUGUGCAAAUCCAGAGUGAGCGUGUUGGAGUACAACGAGGAUGACCUGUACCAAUAUGCCAAUAGCCUAACUUACGAACACAUUAUUCAAACGAUAAAAGAAUAUGGAACUUCCAAUGGAUUGUUGCGUAUCUUGUUGUUAAGAAUGUUGAGCCACGUUACCAAGGAUCUUGGUAUGGCACCCGGCGGUGAAUUUCGUACUGCAUUUCAAGAGGCAAAAAAGAUUCCAAAUUGCGUCGUCCAAUUGUCGGACAGGCCAAUCAAAACGACAAUUCAACGCGUAGUGAAAUUGUUGUCUUGGUGGCAAAUUAUAAAGCUUACGUGGCAAUUGAUACGUAUAGAUGGCCACAUUAAUAAGGAAUUCGUCGAAACUUGUAAGCAACGAGGCGUAGUAAGCGAUUUUAUUAGCAAACUAAAAGAAGAGUUCCCAGCGGUUGAGCAAGUGUUCGUGACAGAAAGGGACUUGUGUCUCACGUACUCUCUUCAAGAAGCGUGUCUGCCUAAACUUACCGCGAAUGGGAUAAUACAACCUCGAGUUGUGGGAGUCGUUGGAAUAGGCCACACUUCGGGAAUUAUGGAACAUUGGGGAAAAGUGAAGCAAUCAGAUAUACCACCCCUCAUGAGCGUGCCUCCUCAAGCGUUGUCGACCAAGAUAUUACAGUUUACUACCAAAGUCUCGUUAUUGAGCGUGGUUAUCUACGUGGGAUAUAAAAUUUUACAUUGAAGGAGCUGAAACUAGUACAGCACGUCCUCAUCGAAAACAAAAUUUGCCCUUUAUUUUCUGCUGCCCGUCCCUAAAGAGUCUUUCAAAGAUUUUGGGGUUCUUCGUUGACGUAAAAGUUUGGUAACCAUGGAAGCAACUGCUC
Messenger RNA from Hylaeus volcanicus, 1487 nucleotides. RefSeq names its product traB domain-containing protein. The transcript has 7 exons. NCBI's taxonomy places the organism in Eukaryota, Metazoa, Arthropoda, Insecta, Hymenoptera, Colletidae. The coding region runs from base 176 to 1345 and encodes 389 amino acids. The record is from RefSeq and is a predicted model, not a curated record.